Messenger RNA from Pollicipes pollicipes, 1500 nucleotides. RefSeq names its product transmembrane protease serine 11B. The transcript has 9 exons. Gene Ontology annotation, biological process: proteolysis. The record is from RefSeq and is a predicted model, not a curated record. Gene Ontology annotation, molecular function: serine-type endopeptidase activity. Bases 43 to 1440 code for a protein of 465 amino acids. Lineage: Eukaryota; Metazoa; Arthropoda; Thecostraca; Pollicipedomorpha; Pollicipedidae.
GCCGUCGCACACUCACCUGUGCUCCCACCGCCGACAGCCUCCAUGGACGCCCGCCUGGCGCCACUCGGUCUCGCUGUCCUCGCAGCGAUAGUUGUCUCCAGCCGAGCGGCGACGGCGGAGGGCAACAAGUCGGCCAGAGCCUCUGCGCCUGCAGGGCCGCUCGCCGGGGGGAUGCAGCGCGGCCCGACGGGAGAAGGCACGCACCAGGAGGGGGCCAGGGAAGCGCGCCGCAACUGGGUGACGCCGUCCGUCGUCUCCUCCCAGAGUCCGCAGGAGGUCGGCUCCAGCACCGAACUGCCCAGCUCCGGCAAGUUUUUGAUCCACACUGGGGUCGAAGCCACCUUCGCGUCUCCAGGGUUCCCGGACGAUUACCCACCAGACGUCUGGACAUCGUGGAUUUUCCAGGCGAAGGACGCGGCGGCUACACUGCACGUUACGUGUCCGGAGUUCGCGCUGGGCGGCCAGGACAGUCUGUCGCUGCGUACGCCCGAGCACGGCCGCCAGCUGUUCUUCCGCGACAACCUGACCCCGCCGGCCGUGAGCUCGCGCGGCCGGGUCGUCGCGCAGCUGCGCACCGGGCGACGCGACCACGGCCGGUUCCGGUGCACGGUGCGGGCCGAGCUGAUCCGGGAGGUAUCCGAGAGCGACCUGCCGGCCGUGCAGGUCAACGACCCGCUCUGCGGCCGGACCAAGCACACGACCCGUAUCGUGGGUGGCGAGGCUGCGCCCAAGAACACCUACCCGUGGCUGGUAGGCGUAACGACACGCAGCCGGGCAGACAUGUUCUGCGAAGGCAGCAUCAUCAACGAGCGUUUCGUCCUGACGGCCGCUCACUGCGUCGCAAGGCGAAAGCUUUGGGUCCUGAAUGUCCAGGUGAGGAAGCACUUGCGUAACAGGGACAGCGAAGAGCUCAGAUUCAAGGUGAAAAGGGUCAUCAAAUAUCCAGGCUACAAACGACUGCAGGACGAUAUAGCUUUACUGGAGCUGGAUGGCUCCCUCCGUCUUCUCCUGCACAACGACGACGUCCGCGUGCGGCCCAUCUGUUUGCCGACAACCGCGUGCGGCGGCGGCAGCGGCGAUGCCUGCUUUGGCGGCCGCACCGCCGUCGUCGCUGGCUGGGGCGUGAACCAGCAGCGGCCCAAAGCCUACCCGAAGUCGCUUCAGCGUGUGGAGCUGCCGGUGCUAACUAGCGAGGCGUGCGAGGCUAGUCAGCCGACCGUCAUCACCGACAGCAUGCUCUGCACCAGCUACUCCGGCGGCGGCCGCGACGCCUGCCAGGGUGACAGUGGAGGUCCGCUAAUGGUAGACACCGGCAAAAGCAAGACCACCCUGAUUGGCAUCGUCAGCUUCGGCAAGGGCUGCGGCGUGCCGGAACACCCGGCCGUCUACACCCGCGUCUCAGAAUACUACGACUGGAUCAUAGAGAACGCCCGCCUCUAAAGUCAGUCGAACGAAGAGAAGUGCUAUCCCGGCCGCCUUCAAGUCACCAGAAUCGUGAAC